AUGGAUACAAGUGUAACGAAACCACCGUCACUACCAUCGCCGUCGCCACGUGCACCUGCACCGCCACCACCACUAGUGAUUCCUCGCAAAAGUCUAAUAAGAGCUAAUAAUGACGUAGAAAAUUAUUUAGUUGUUAAUCCUAUUCAUCAGAAAUUUUUGCAAAAUUCAAGAUUUUUUUCAUAUUUUCAAAACUCUUUACAGAAAAUAUGUCCGAUACAAACUGAAAUCAUUCAACAACAUCUACCAACAGCAGAAGAUAAUAGAGAUGAUGACGACAAUCAAUUGCUCGAUUUUAAUAUUCGGUUAUCAGGAACAAGAGAAAAUAUACAAUCUGGUCGUGACGUUAUCAAAAUUUUAUUGGAAAAAAUUCAGACAAAAGUAUACACAGACGAGAAAGUUAAAGCUUGGUUUCGUUAUCCACCAGCAAUCAGUAUCGUACAGAAAAUUAUGGACAAGAUUGACAAUGUACUUACUGUUUGCGAACUAAUUGAUUAUACAGAUGAUGAUUUAAUAGUUCAUUAUUUCAAUUAUACUUCAAAUGAUGCACAAGAAAUUGAUAAAAUAAUUUUCAAUAAUAUUUUAGAUGAAACAAUUCUGCUACCAUUAGACAAUCAACAAACAAUCAAAUUGCAAACAGAAAUAAAUGAAAUAAUAGAGAGUCAACAAAAUCAAGAAACAAUUUUUGUUGCGCUAAAUGAAAUUAUCAAUAGAAAAUAUGGAAGGAAAAACGAAGAGCAAAUUAUCAUUUUUGGUCAUAUCGAUUUAGUGAAUAAAUUUAAAAAAAAAUUUCAUAAUUUAAUCGAUAGAUAUCGAUUAAUAACAUUUAAAUUAAAACAAAUGGGUUCCACUCAUAAAGAUUAUCUUCUAAAUGAUUGUUCAACAGAAAUAUGGCAAAUUGAAGAACAGUACAGAGAUGACGGUGUAAACAUACGAUUAACACAAGAUGAGUUCGAUUCUCCAGAAUAUUUAAAAGAUGAAAUUGAAUCAUCCGUCAAUCAAUUACUAUCUCAAUCAAAAACUAAGAGGUUCAAAAGUAUAGAAUUAUUUUCUGAUAUAGCAGAAAAAGAAUGUUUAUAUAUAAAAAAUAUUGCAAAAAAAAAUCAUUGUUAUAUUGAAAUAAAAUUAAAAACAAAAUUAAACAUACACGUUAUACCAAAGGCUGCUGUUAUUACGCCACCAUCAUCAAAACGAAUAAUUGAACAGUCUAACUUAUUAUGUAUUUCACCAGAUGUAUUUAAAAGAGCUAGGAUGACGAAUGGAGGGCUAAUCGAAGUUUUCAUUGGAGAUAUAGCUUUACAAAAGGUGGAUACGAUUGUCGUUUCAUCCACAUUGACUGGAUUGAAAGAAGUUAUAAUUGAACGAGCUGGUGGAUUACAGCAGAAUCCUGUAGAAAAUGAAAAACAAUUCGGUACUUUUACGUUAACCGAAACAAACGCUGGUCAAUUAUCCUGUAAAAAAAUUUUAUUUUCAAACUGGUUACCAAAAUUCACAAGUAAUGAAAAUGUUUUACGAAAAUCUGUACAAACAUUUAUUUCACAAUCAAUACAAUAUGCAACACGUCAACAAUCACAACAGCAGGAUAUGAAAAUUGAAUCGAUCGCAUUUGUUGUUCCUGAUUUAUCUGGUGAUUCAAUUGCAAAAGAAAACAUUUUAGCACAUGAAAUGAUGAAUGAAACAAAACAUCAAAUUGAAUUAAAAAAAUCAUUUCUUAAAAUUUCAUUUAUUCUAUUACCGGAACAACAAACAUUAUAUAAACAAUUUUCAACAAUAAUUGAAACAAUGCAAACAGAUAACAACGGUUAUGCACAAUUUUAUUGGUCAACAUCAAUUAUGAAAAUUACUCUCACAUCAUCAUCACAAGAGUAUUUAGACAAAUGUGAAGCAAAAUUAAAAAAUUAUCUAAAUCGAUGUAUGAUUAAACUGGAAGUAACAAAAGAUGGUUUUAAAGAAUGGAAUCAACACAUGAUAAAUGCAUAUUAUAAAUUUUGUAAAGAGAGAUGUGUUUUACCACAAAUAAUUGAGAAUAAUAAAGAGCAAAAACUUGAAUUAAUUGGAACAAACAAUGGUACCA
Molecule: messenger RNA, 2071 nt
Organism: Didymodactylos carnosus
Lineage: Eukaryota; Metazoa; Rotifera; Eurotatoria; Philodinida; Philodinidae
Source: the annotation of a GenBank genome assembly